AGGAGUCUGUGUCAAGAGCUGGGAGGUCAGUAGCAGCCUUUAGGAAGCACCAUGAACAUAGGAAUAUUCAUACAGCAUACACAUAUCCGUAACAGCAGCAGCUUCCCCGUGCCAAGGGCUCAGCUGGAAUGAAGACUGCUCCUCAGUGCUGGGGUGUCCUCUCCCCUGCUCUCUUGUGCGACUGAGCUGAUAAUGCGCUAUCAGAGCUAGCAGGACACUAUAUAGAGGGUGUCCCUUCUCCACCCUCACUAAGCCUGCAACUGCAUGCUCUUUUUGGAUCAUCUCAUUGUUUUCACCGGUGUGGCUUCUUUUUGGUUUGCUGUCACCAGAAGGAGUUCCCUGAGAUUUUCCCCCAAAGGACCCCAUACUCCACCCGUAGGACGGCACCAUAAACAGGUCUCAGCACAGCCUGGAUAUCAAGUUCAUAACCAGCUAGCUAACUCUUUACAGCGGUUAGUUCAACAGGAAUUAAUGGUCUGGAAAAACCCAGCUGGUCUGAGCCGGAGGCAUUCAGAAUUUUAAGGUUUCUGCUUUGUGCUCCAAACCUGUUGUGAAGAAUGAAUGGCCCAGCAGAUCCCUCAAGCCUGCUCUUCAAUUGCUCAAACCAAUCAAAUUUCUUUUUGAAAACUUCAGAGCAAUGUGGCAAAGAAACACACCUGGAAAACAUCCUUUUUGCCACUUUCUAUUUCCUGGACUUCAUCCUGGCCUUUGCUGGCAAUGCCCUAGCUCUUUGGCUCUUCAUUCGGGACCAAAAGUCAGGCACACCUGCCAACAUUUUCCUGAUGCAUCUUGCUGUAGCUGACCUGUCCUUUGUGCUGGUACUUCCCACCCGGUUGGUAUAUCAUUUUUCUGGUAAUCAUUGGCCAUUUGGUGAGAUCCCAUGCAGACUCACAGGUUUUCUUUUUUACCUCAACAUGUAUGCCAGUAUCUACUUCCUUAUGUGUAUCAGUGUAGACCGUUUCCUAGCCAUCGUGCACCCUGUGAAGUCUAUGAAGCUCCGCAGGUCCCUCUACGCCCAUUUGGCGUGUGCCUUUCUAUGGGUUAUAGUUGCUGUUGCAAUGGCACCCCUGCUGAUCAGCGUGCAGACGGCAGAGGUGAACAACACAACAGUCUGCCUGCAGCUCUACAGAGAAAAGGCAUCACGUCAUGCUCUUGUGUCCCUAGCAGUGGCAUUCACCUUCCCAUUUGUUACUACAGUGACUUGUUACUUAUUAAUCAUCCGAAGCCUGAGGAGUGGGAACAGAGUCGAGAAACACCUAAAGGAAAAAGCAAUCAAAAUGAUCAUCAUGGUCCUAGUCAUCUUUCUGAUCUGCUUUGUACCUUAUCACGUCAAUCGCUACAUUUAUAUUCUCCAUUAUGACGGGACCAAGACUUCCUGUGAAACACAGCGUGUUCUAGCACUCGGUAACCGCAUUACUUCCUGCCUCACCAGUCUAAAUGGUGCCCUCGACCCAGUCAUGUAUUUUUUUGUAGCAGAGAAAUUCCGUGACGCUUUGUGCAAUCUGUUUUGUGGUAAAAGGACUGUAAUGUUGCCUCAAACUUACGAGGGUAAGACAAAUGAAAGCUCACUAAGUGCCAAAUCUGAACUGUGAACAUAAUUCUUGCCACCACUUCCACAUAAGAACACUAUUCCACCAAAACCAGCCAAGAGAGCAGGCAUGCAGCUAUACAGACAGGAGACAGCCCACCCAGAGUCAAACUCAUUCCUGAGGAGGGAAGUUCUGUCAUUUUGGAGGGACUACAAUUAGGAAGAAUGCCUCUGACAACAGAGAUCACAUGUUCUUGUCCUACUGAAGCUGCAAACAGAAGUACAAUAAUAGCCCAACUGAUUUUAAAGAUGUGACACUGACGGCUGGAUACUGAAGAACUGGGAAGGGAACAAAGAAGCACUUAAAUGGACAUCUUGUUCUUAGAGAUAAAAUUCACCCCCUAAAAUUAUUCAGUAAUGUGUCUGCUUCUGCAUAAAGCAUACAGCCUACUUUAAAAUUUUGUAUCAUGCCAGCAGUAGAGAUCCAUUCCUGCGGUAGACCUGCCUGAACAGACAGUAUAGUAGUACCUCUAGUUCAGUUCAGCAAAUUCAAAGUGCAGCAGACAGGAUAUUGGUGCUAAAUUGUGGCAGAAAAAAAAAAGAAAAAAAAAAAAAAAGAAAGAAAAA
This is a messenger RNA of Dromaius novaehollandiae (emu), 2155 nucleotides long. It is a transcript of the gene GPR17, whose product is annotated as G protein-coupled receptor 17. The transcript has 3 exons. Gene Ontology annotation, biological process: G protein-coupled receptor signaling pathway. Gene Ontology annotation, molecular function: oxysterol binding; G protein-coupled receptor activity. The coding region runs from base 558 to 1592 and encodes 344 amino acids. Lineage: Eukaryota; Metazoa; Chordata; Aves; Casuariiformes; Dromaiidae. Gene Ontology annotation, cellular component: membrane. The record is from RefSeq and is a predicted model, not a curated record.